AUGUUCCGCGCACUGUGAGUCUUUUUUCUGUUUCAGUUUCACACACUAAUUUUUCGAUCUAUUUGUUUACUUGAUGGUAAAUAUUAAUGGAAUUUAUCGUUGAUAAAAGAAUUAACUCAGGAUUUUUUUUUAAACCAACGACUUCUCACUUUUCAAAAGUCUAUCAUGGAAGCCGCUUAAAAAGUAAUACAUUUUACCUCGAAGUUUUUGUGAUGAUAAAGAUGAGCUUUACCUGCUCUCUAGAAAUAAUCCAUCAUUCAUUUAUUUUUUUCAACGUUGAGCGACUAAAACUUUUUUGCGCAAGCCUUGAGAGUUGUAUUCUAUUGUUAAAUAUUCUAACUCUUGCUAAGCGAUACGGUAAAGAAUCGAGUAUAACUUGACAUUCUUGUUGCAAAUUGCCACUGAAAGUUUUUUCAGACUGCUCGUGGCCCUGCUGGCGUCGAUCUCCUUACAACAACAGCAAAACUACGGUAAGUAUAUUCUUACAAAUUUCCACAAGCACGCAUAUAACCGCUACUAAUCAAGCUCUUUCUAACCCAAAAACAGUCACAGAUUCGGCACAACCGGACGCUCUGCAGGCUGCACAGCAAGCCGGUUACGACGUCUUCGGCAUUCCUGGUUUUCUGCCAGACUACGAAGGAGACAAGUACACAACUUCGUCGAGACGCCAAGACACGCACACCCUUAACGAACCUUUUCUUGACAGCAUCGGCGGGGCACCAGAUGCGCCGCCGCCAACGCCGUCCCAGACACCUGAUGUUCUAAUCGCUGACUAUGCCAGUCACCCGAAGGCCUCGACCGGCAACGCUCGUCCUGAUGACGAGGAACUUCUGUCCUUUCAGCUGACACCAUCAAACGAUGACGCCACGAGUGUCGUCUACAAAGUCGUUGAAGGAAGUGAAGCCGGCGACGCGGCUUAUAUUAGCGAGGCGACUCGCGCCAUCAUCGAAGCACUAACGAAAUCCGACCCAAACUAUAUUGGCCAAGAGUUCAUAGUCAGCUUUUUCCGAUGA
Molecule: messenger RNA, 1013 nt
Organism: Caenorhabditis auriculariae
Lineage: Eukaryota; Metazoa; Nematoda; Chromadorea; Rhabditida; Rhabditidae
Source: the annotation of a GenBank genome assembly